GGACGCAGGUGACGCGGCGCUCAGCUCCCAUCGGAAGACGCGCAGCAUCGAGACGCGUUGCGCUCUGACGGAUACUGGACAUUACUCCGUACUGAGAUUCCAGUGAAAAGCGAAGGAAUUUGGGAGGAAGGAGAAACGGACACGCAGGGGAGAGCAUUGCGAAGGCCCAGAGAAUGCCGGAAUAUGGAGGCCAGUAGAGUGUUCCUGCCAUGAUUCCUCAUGUUGGAUGAGACAAUUUGGAAGAACAAUGGACAAAUGAAUCACAGAUAAAGACUCAGCCAUGACCAUCACCUGUGGUCCACAGGAUAGCUGCAUCAUGCCUCUCCGUCUUAUUUAGAAACAUCAGCCUUGAAGGAAACCUCAGUCCCAAGAAUCAUAUUGCUGUGAAAUCUCAAACUUGAAGCAUUCCAAAGAAAAGUUAAAUUGACAACCAAGCUGGGGAUAAAAAGCAGCAAUUCCUAUCUAUCCCUCAUCACCCCCUGCCUGCACUGACCAAUGGAGAGACUACAGAUAGAGUCUGGAUAAAAGGGGAGACAGGCCAAGAAAGAGUUAGAAACGGAGUGAACAACGGACUGUCUGGCAGAAGGUACCUGUGCUGAUCUGGCAGCUCUGGGAGUUCAGCUCCUCCUCUUAAGCAAAGUCAAAGAGAAACUCUGCACUUUGAGACUGCUCCCACAGCCUCUUCCAAGAGCAGGUUUUUGAUCUUGUAUCAUCAGGGUGGGUGAAAUGAAGUCAGGGUGUUGGUCAACUCUCUGGCCCCUGUGGCCGAUUCUGUUGGCGGGAUUCCUUAUAUCAGCCGGGGCCCUGGAGUUUGGCGGCGCCCCGGGGCAGUGGGCACGUUAUGCCCGUUGGGAGGCUGGCUCGAUCGGGGAACUCAGCUUUAGCCUCAAGACCAAUGUGAGCAAGGCGCUGGUUCUGUACGUGGAUGAUGGUGGGAACUGUGACUUCCUGGAGCUACUCAUCAGUGGUGGACACCUACAGCUGCGAUUUGCCAUCCACUGCGCCGAACCCGCCACCCUGCAGAUGGAGACCCGUGUCAACGAUGACCGCUGGCACAUGGUACUGCUCACCCGAAACUACCGUGAGACCGUGCUGAUGGUGGACGGGGAAACCAAAGUCGCGGAGGUGCGUUCCAAGCGCAAGGAGAUGGCGGUCGUCAGCGACCUGUUCGUGGGGGGCAUCCCGCCGGACAUCCGUCUGUCCGCCCUUACUUCAAGCACAGUGAAGUACGAGCCUCCGUUCAUGGGUUUGAUCUCCAAUCUGAAGGUAGGGGAGAUGCCUCCCACUCUACUCAACAACAAUGGCAUUCAUAACGAUCUGGAGUAUCUGUGCGUCAAGCAGAACCCCUGCUUCAACGGGGGAUACUGCACCAUCCAAUUCGGCGAGGUCUACUGCGACUGCUCUCACACACGCUUCCGAGGGAAAUACUGCAAAGAAGAAGAGUACGCGGUGGAAGGUCUGGCGCACCUGACGUUAAACAGCCAAGGAGACUCGUCUCUAGUCGGGAAAGAAGAAUCGGUGGCCACCUUCAAGGGGAACGAGUUCUUCUGUUACGAUCUGUCUAUGACUCCCAUCCAGAGCAGCACGGAUGAGAUCACGCUGUCCUUCCGAACGCUCCAGCGUAACGGCCUGAUGCUUCACACCGGGAAAUCUGCAGACUACGUCAACCUGUCUCUGAAGAGCGGAGCCGUGUGGCUCGUCAUCAACCUGGGCUCCGGCGCCUUCGAGGCGCUCGUGGAACCGGUGAACGGGAAGUUUAACGACAAUGCUUGGCACGAUGUUAAAGUCACGCGAAACCUGCGACAGCACUCAGGCAUUGGACACGCUAUGGUCACCAUCUCAGUGGACGGUAUUCUGACCACCACCGGAUACACGCAGGAGGAUUACACCAUGCUGGGCUCCGAUGACUUCUUCUACAUCGGAGGAAGCCCGAACACAGCCGAUCUGCCCGGAUCUCCGGUCAGCAACAACUUCAUGGGCUGCCUGAAAGACGUGGUGUACAAGAACAACGACUUCAAGCUGGAGCUGUCUCGUCUGGCCAUCGAGAGCGACCCUAAGAUCAAUCUGCACGGGGACCUGGUGUUCCGCUGCGAGGACGUGGCGGCCCUCGACCCCGUGACCUUCGAGACGGCCGAGUCCUACAUCGCCCUGCCGCGCUGGGACACAAAGAAGACCAGCUCCAUCUCCUUCGACUUCCGCACCACGGAGCCCAGCGGCCUGCUGCUGUUCAGCCACGGCAAACCUCAGAGCCGAGAGCAGCGGCCCGGCCGAGAGAUGAAGACGGACUACUUCGCCAUGGAGCUGCUGGACGGCUUCCUCUACCUGCUGAUGGACAUGGGCUCCGGCAGCAUCAAGCUCAAGACCAGCAACAAGAAGGUGAACGACGGAGAGUGGUGCCACGUGGACUUCCAGAGAGAGGGACGGAGAGGCUCCAUCUCCGUCAACAGCCGCUCCAUCCCCUUCAGCUCUAACGAGGGCAGUGAGAUCCUGGACCUGGACAGUGACAUGUAUCUGGGUGGUUUGCCAGAGAGCGGUCAGGGCCUGAUCCUGCCGCCCGAGGUCUGGACCGCGCUGCUCAACUACGGUUACGUGGGCUGUGUCCGUGACCUGUUCAUCGACGGUAAGAGUCGAGACGUGCGUCGUCUGGCUGAGAUCCAGAGCGCUCCGGGCGUCAGCAGCUUCUGCACGCGUGAGCUCCAGAAGAGGUGCAGCAGCGCCCCCUGUGCCAACGGAGGACAGUGCAAGGAGGGCUGGAACCGCUACAUCUGUGACUGCACUGGAACCGGAUUCCUGGGAGCCAACUGUGAGAUCGAGGCGACGGUGUUGAGCUAUGAUGGCAGCAUGUAUCUGAAGAUCCUGAUUCCCAGCACGCUGCACACAGAGGCUGAGGAUGUGUCUCUGCGCUUCAUGUCCCAGCGAGCGUACGGUCUGCUCAUGGCCACCACCUCCAAAGAGUCAGCUGACACACUGCGGCUGGAGCUGGACGGAGGACGGGUCAAACUCACGGUCAACCUCGACUGUAUCAGGAUAGACUGUAACCUCAGUAAAGGUCCAGAGAUCCUGAUGGCGGGUCAGAAACUCAAUGAUAACGAGUGGCACUCAGUUAAAGUGACCCGGCGCGGGAGGAACCUGCAGCUGUCCGUGGACAACGUUACUGUGGAAGGUCAGAUGACCGGUGAUCACACGCGUCUGGAGUUCCACAACAUCGAGACGGGCAUCAUGACGGAGCGCAGGUUCAUCUCCGUGGUGCCGUCUAACUUCAUCGGGCACCUGCAGGGCCUGACGCUCAACGGCGUGCCGUAUCUGGACCAGUGUAAGAACGGAGACAUCUCGUACUGCGAGCUGAACGCCCGCUUCGGCAUGCGCCACAUCAUCGCCGACCCCGUGACCUUCCGUAAUAGAGGCAGUUACCUGGCGCUGGCCACGCUGCAGGCGUACGCCUCCAUGCACCUGUUCUUCCAGUUCAAGACCACCAGCAGCGACGGCCUGCUGCUCUUCAACAGCGGCGACGGCAGCGACUUCAUCGUGGUGGAGCUGGUCAAAGGCUUCGUGCACUAUGUGUUUGACCUGGGGAACGGCCCGUCUCUGAUGAAGGGAAACUCAGAGAAGCCUCUCAACGACAAUCAGUGGCACAACGUGGUGGUCUCACGCGACACUAACAACGUGCACACGCUGAAGAUCGACUCUCGCACCGUGACGCAGCACUCUAACGGAGCCAGGAACCUGGACCUCAAAGGAGAGCUGUAUAUCGGUGGAGUAGCGAGGAGCAUGUACAGCAGUCUGCCGAAGCUGAUCGCGUCCCGGGACGGUUACCAGGGCUGCCUGGCCUCCGUGGACCUGAACGGCCGACUGCCAGACCUGCUCGCAGACGCCCUCCACAGAGUCGGCCAGGUGGAGCGAGGAUGUGACGGACCCAGCACCACCUGUACGGAGGACUCGUGUCAUCAUCAGGGGGUGUGUCUGCAGCAGUGGGAGGGCUUCUCGUGCGACUGCACCAUGACGUCAUACGGGGGAACACACUGCAGCGAUCGUGAGUACACACACCCACUGUUCAUCACAGACUCGUCUGAUGUGGAGGUAAAGCUGGAUGUGUUUACUGUGGAUCAGAUCUGCAGACGUGAUGAGCGAGUGUGUCUCUGCCGCCGGGCUGCUGGUGUGUUUGAGGAGCGUGUAAUGGAAGGGGAAGGCCGUUCAGAUCAGAUCAGAUGGAAGUGGGAUUCAUUUGCAUCAGAAGUGUAUAAUGAACCCACUCCUGCUCCUCCUACACGCUCGUAUCAUGACGGAUCUUUACAGCUCAGUGGCUUUGCUUCUGUCCAGUGGAUUAGUGCUUUACCCACGAGCCCCAGCUGUCGCUCCGCCCCGGGUCUUCUGGACCAGCGUGUCCGGGUUAUGGCGGCUGGUUCUGUCCCUGGCGUUGCUCACCUUCCCGGGCCCCGCGGUCUCGGCCAGAGUAUCGUCAAGUCUGAGCACGACGCAUCACGUUCACCACUUCCACAACAAACACGGCACCGUGCCCAUCGCCAUCAACCGGAUGCCCUUCCUGACGAGGGGAAGCCACGGAAGGUUCCCUGGAGCAUUCGGAGCGGGAAUUUGAGCAUUCAGGGUGUGAUGUGUCCAAACCAGCCCUACCCAUCACUCCCUCUGCACGCCCGGCCUCUUCAUACGAGAUUCAGACCGCUGAUCCGAGUAGAUCUGUCCGGUGAUGUAGAUCAGGUGAUUUCCCGAGCUCUUCCUGACGGUCCAGGCUGGCUUCGGCUGCUCGUGUCCUUGGGCGCUGUUUCUGCUGCGUUUGCUGAUGCAAGUCCACAAGGAGCCGGCCUCUCGGUGAGGAUCCUGGAGAGAUUUCAUCAGCCUCUGCAGUCGUGCCGCAGGGGUUGGAGCGAAGGCUGUCUCCCUCCACCCUUAAAGUCUUUGGCUGCAAUUGCCACCAACCAUGAACCCAUGAAAGGGGAGUCGGUGGGCAAGCAUGACCUGGUCAUCAGGUUCCAUGGGGAGGUGGGGGUCUGCUGGCGUUUCUCCGUGUGUUUGAGUAUCGCUGAUCCGAUGCUGAUUCACCUUUGUUUCUUGGUCUCUGCAGGUCGGCAGCUGACAAUCUUCAACAGCCAGGCGUUCAUUAAGGUGGGCGGUGGUGAGAAGGGCCGUAACUUCCAGGGUCAGAUCUCAGGGCUGUACUAUAACGGCCUGCAGGUGCUGAAGCUGGCGGCGGAGGGCGAUCCGAACGUUCAGGUGCAGGGGAACCUGCGUCUGGUGGGAGACGUGCCCUCCGUCAUGAGCACCGACACCACCUCCACCACACCCCUCGCAGACAUGUCCACCACCAUCAUGGAGACCACCACCACCAUGGCCACCACCACCACCCGCAAACAGCGCUCGCCCACCAUGAGAGACAGCGUCACGCAGAAUGCUGACGAUCUGUUAGUAGCAUCAGCAGAAUGUCCGAGUGAUGAUGAAGAUCUUGAGGAGUGUGAGCCUGGAAACGGAGGUGAACUAGUGUUGCCAAUUAUAACUGUGGAUUCCCUUGACCCCCCAUCAAUUGUGACACAUUACCCCGUUAUUCCCCCGCCCCCGACCUAUCGCCCCUUCCUCACCUUGCUCGAGACCACCAAAGAGUCUCUCCCCUUGCCCGGCCGGCCCCCCUGUCCGCUGGACCAGGAGGACUGCGAAGAGCCCAUGGAGGUCUCGGCCUACGGCUCGGGCGAGAUGACGGAGUCUGACGAUGAGGACUACUAUAAAAACUCCCCCCUUGUCACUGACCGGACUGUACUCCCCCCUCCCCCUUCGGGCGGGAAUCCCCGAGGCGAUCGGCCCUUCGCCCGUUUGCCCAAAUCCCAUCGGCCGUCACUCCCAUUCACCCCCACGGCCCCCCCGGUACCCCAUCUCAAACCUGGCAUCAACAAUGGCCCCAACAUCCCCGCGGGUAAAAUGAACACCCGCGACCAGGUGCUGCUGCCGCCCAUACAGCCGUCUGGCGACCCUGAACAUGGCGGGCGGCAUCGACAUAACCCAGGUAUAACAUAUCCUCCCAAUUUCCCCCAUGUGUCCACUACAGACCCCUUGUCUCCAGACCGGGGACCUCCAGGAGCGGUGGAAGUGAUCCGAGAGUCCAGUAGCACGACGGGCAUGGUGGUGGGCAUUGUGGCUGCAGCCGCUCUCUGUAUCCUCAUCCUACUCUAUGCCAUGUACAAGUACCGCAACCGCGACGAAGGCUCCUACCAGGUGGACCAGAGCCGUAAUUAUAUUAGCAAUUCAGCCACGCAAAGCAAUGGUGCCCUAGUGAAGGAGAAGCAGCCCGGCACAACCAAAACGGGCACAAAGAGCAAGAAAAACAAAGACAAGGAGUAUUACGUCUGAGCUCGGUCUCCGGAGGGACUGAGGAGGAAGCGAGUUGGAGAAGGAGAGAGAUAGAUGAGGAAUGGAAAGGGAGGUCCAGGUAUUUGUUGGCAGUUUACCAGUCACAUUUAGAGCUCUGACAUCAGUCUUCUUUUAUUUCCUGUCUUGUCUAGCUGUUGGCCUCAUUUCCAGCAAAACCUAAAGAUUUAAAAAGCGUCUAGGGUUUGGAAUCAUCCCUCCCUCAUUUACAUUUUUGAUAGCUAAUACCUAUUACAAAAAAAUAAACUCUGCAAACCUUUUGUAUUCAAGAAAAGUGGAUUUUUCCUCACAUGUAAUUUGAUCCUCUAGUUUGUUCUUUGUAAAUACUAUGUGAGUCCUCAAUAUUCAGAUCAUCUCCUAACCUGAUGUCGAAACUCCCAUGUACACCAGGCUGCUUGUGCGAUCCAUUGUUGCUUCAUUAGAGCAUUGGAUGUGGUUGAGAAUCGUUUGGGAAUGAGAGCAGUUCAGUUGGAACGGCUUGGCAUAGGUGACAUUUCAGAAACAGAUGGUGCCGAAAACAUUUAGCAGUCACACUCCUCUGUAAUACUGCCAAACCAGCUCUGUGUCAAAUCCGUCUCCCUCUCUUUCCAAGUGCUUUGAGUUUUCAUCCUCCGCUCCCUUGAUUUCUCUCUUUCUGUCUUUCCCCACACCCUUUCUUGGCUUGGUCUCUUUUUCCCUUGUCCUUGGUGCUCAGGAGCAGAUGCAACGUAAUUCUGUUGUGUUUCCAGCAUGUGGUAUUUAAAGGAAAAGAGACAAAAACUGUUUCUGUGGAGUCAAAUAAAUAUAUAUCUAUAUCUCAAACCGUUACAACUAGCGAAACAUCUGUGGAUGAUCCCAGCCGCCAGAACUCCCAGAGGCCCACGGUCACCAUGCGUUCCAGCAAAUAUUCGUCAUGUGUUUUUGGGGUUCCACUGGGCUCUAUCCUGGACCCGCUGAGGAUCUUGGUUUCUGCUCCACAUUCAAGAACCUAAAACCCCAAACAGCAAAUAGUUAUAUUCAUAUACAGAUAUUUGAAAAGACAAAGGGACACAAGUGUCUGGAAGUCUGACAUUAUUGAUCGAGACCCACAUUAUGUCAACAAACCAUAUCAGUGGAAACAGCAGAGCAGGAGGCUUGUUUUGUUUUAUAUAUAUAUAUAUAUAUGUGUGUGCGUGCUUUUUUUAUUUUGUCACGUCAAAGGGAAAAGACAGUAAGGUUCCAGUUAAUUUACAUUCCACGUAGGGAACGUGAACUCUGCGUCUUUGACCACGUUCUCUCAAGAUGAAAGUAGGUAUGAACUUUGCACAUUUAAUGGAACAAACUCUCUUGAAAGAAAUACGAAAUGGCCUGUUACUUGGAAGAUGUGCAUCUGGAACUCUAAUAUUCAAUUUUCUCAACUCUAUUAAAAGACCUAAACUCUGCAUUGAAAAGAAAAUGUUUAAAACAGUUUGUGAAAUGUCUAAAUAUUUGAACCUCAUCCCAGUGCUAAAUGAGAUGUGUUUUUCCUAAUCAUCCCUAAGAAAAAGAAAGAAAGAAAGAAAGAAAGAAAGAAAGGGCAAUGAAAUGCAAAGAUCAGUGAAUUGGAUUCCAGAAAGCAGAUGCUCCUUUGAAUAUUAAACGGCAAAAUGUGAUUUGGUUUACAAGAGAAAGUUUCCCUUGCCAGGCGGGAUAGUAUCUCCUUGAAUCCAGGAGACUUUGAUCGUCUGACUCUCUGUUUGAAUCAUGUCGCUCACUUUACCCAGCGUGUGGAGGGCUGUUCAUACUCCAUUCUCACUCAACGAGGGCCAGACAUCAUCAUCAUCAUUUACUUUCACUCUUCCAUCUCUGUGUGUUUGUGUGAGCGUUUGUGUGCUUGUUUAUCUGUGUGAAUGUGUUUCCAUUCUAUCUGUUCCUGUUCAGGUUUGUCGGAUGCGUUUCUCCUCAGCUCUCUUGUUCUUUCUAAAUGUUAUUGUAGAGUGUUCCAGUGAGAUGAAUCUGCAUACGUGUAUAUUAUCAGAAGGGAAUACAAUUGGUUAUAUACUUCUUA
This is a messenger RNA of Carassius gibelio (silver crucian carp), 8374 nucleotides long. Its product is annotated as neurexin-2-like. The coding region runs from base 727 to 6351 and encodes 1874 amino acids. NCBI's taxonomy places the organism in Eukaryota, Metazoa, Chordata, Actinopteri, Cypriniformes, Cyprinidae. The record is from RefSeq and is a predicted model, not a curated record. The transcript has 28 exons.